Messenger RNA from Rosa chinensis, 1354 nucleotides. Its product is annotated as bifunctional epoxide hydrolase 2. Lineage: Eukaryota; Viridiplantae; Streptophyta; Magnoliopsida; Rosales; Rosaceae. Gene Ontology annotation, molecular function: hydrolase activity. The record is from RefSeq and is a predicted model, not a curated record. The transcript is spliced from 6 exons. The coding region runs from base 228 to 1172 and encodes 314 amino acids.
UCUGACACCGAUUAGCUGGUUCGGUCCGAUUUCGAUCUCUUCUCGUCAGUCCGGUGCAGUUAUGGCCGAUUUUUAGUUUUUUUCUCAGUGUCAAAUCGUCCACCCCUAAUCUUCAGCGCCCUAUGCAUUCUCAAGAGAAGCUCGAUCUGAUGUGAUCCAGGUUCUUGUGGUUGUCCACUGGUGAUGCUGGAUCAAACAAGAUUUGAUUGUUUCUGUAUCGAUCUCUCAUGGAAAAGAUCGAGCACAAGUAUGUGGAAGUAGGAGGACUAAAGCUUCAUGUAGCUGAAAUUGGAAGUGGUCCAAAGGUGGUGCUUUUCCUGCAUGGAUUUCCAGAAAUAUGGUACUCGUGGAGGCACCAAAUGGUUGCUGUUGCCAACAAUGGCUACCGGGCAAUUGCCUAUGAUUGCAGGGGAUAUGGACUUUCUGAGCAGCCAGCUGAGCCUGAAAAGGCUACUUUCAAUGACCUUGUUGAAGAGGUUCUUGGCCUUUUGGAUUCUUUGGCCAUUAACAAGGCUUUCCUUGUUGGUAAGGAUUUUGGAGCUAUGCCUGCAUACAUAGUAGCUGCUCUCCAUCCUGAUCGAGUAGCUGGUCUUAUAUCACUAGGUGUUCCUUUUAUGCUACCAGGUCCGACUGCUGUCCAAAAUCAUCUUCUUCCUGAAGGUUUCUAUGUAUCAAGGUGGCAGGAGCCAGCUGGGAGGGCAGAAGCAGAUUUUGGCCGCUUUGAUGUUAAGUCAGUGAUAAGGAACAUCUACAUUCUCUUCUGUGGAAGUGAGGUUCCAGUAGCUGCUAAGGAUCAAGAGAUCAUGGAUUUGUUUGAUCCAUCUAUUCCUCUACCACCAUGGUUCUCUGAAGAAGAUCUUUCAGUCUAUGCAUCUCUUUAUGAGAAGUCUGGAUUCCGUUUUCCAUUGCAAAUUCCAUACAAGAGUUUAGCAGUGGACUGCGGUUAUACUGAUCCAAAAGUCUCUGCUCCAACACUGCUUGUCAUGGGUGAGAAAGACUACAUCUUAAAGAUUCCGGGGUUUGGAGAUUACAUACGAACUGGGGCAGUGAAGCAAUUUGUGCCUGAUUUGGACAUUAAAUACAUUGCAGAAGGGAAUCAUUUCGUGCAAGAACAACUUCCAGAGCAAAUUAAUCAGCUAAUUCUCACUUUUCUUGGAAAACAUGGGAUCUGACUUUAUAUUUCUCUACCUGCCUGGAGAAUUCAAGGAAGAAAAUUAAUGUUCUGUUAGUGUAUGUUAAUUACAUUGAAUAUUUGGGAAAAAAGAAACUACUUGCUUUGUUAAUAAAUCUUGUGAUCUCCAUCUGAUUUGCUACUUGUUCUGAAAACUAUGUUUAUGAACUAUGAUUUCCUGUA